AUGGUCUUCGAUUGCGUUACCGACACACCGACUAUGAGAAUGUGCUACGAGGCAAUCGGCUUGUCUGGUGGCAAAUACUUUGCUAUAGAAGCCAUAGAUAUCGUCACCAAAUACACGCGGACAGAUGUGCUUGCUGAUUGGUUGAUGGCGCCUAUUAUUAUGGGAACCUGUGUCGAAUUGGCAGGGACAUAUGGACGCCCAGCCAUACCAGAAAAUAGAAGAUUCGGAGGAAAACGGUUUUUGAUACUUAAGAAAUUAUUAAGUGAGGGCGUAAUCAAUGGUCAUCCUCUCGAGAUCCGAGAAGGUGGCCUGGCAAAAAUUCCUGAUUGUAUAAACAACGUGCGUGUGCGGGGUGUGCGGGGUGUUCGGGCCAAGAGGCAGGUUGUGUCUUUACUUGCAGAGUACAUAGUAUCGUGUCAGGUGUAUGUACGGUUUAGGAUUCGAUUGUUCUCAAAGCAAGUAUUAUGUAUGAUGUUUGAGACUGCUACAGUAAUAUGCUUGCACUUGAUAUCGACAUUCAAUGUGACUAG
Molecule: messenger RNA, 530 nt
Organism: Hymenoscyphus albidus
Lineage: Eukaryota; Fungi; Ascomycota; Leotiomycetes; Helotiales; Helotiaceae
Source: the annotation of a GenBank genome assembly